GCGUGGUAACGUGUUGACGCCAUGGUGUUAUGGAGUGGGCGGGCGGUUGGUGGACGCCGCUUCAAUAUUAAUUAAUGAUGCUCGAGCCGGCAAGCGCUAUGCUUCGGAUGGAGCCGCUCAUCGUUACCGCUCAAUCUUAUACACGCUGAUCCCUCAAGAUGGCAGAGAGGUCUUACGACAUGCAACUUGAAACUGAGACAGAAAGUGCUACAACAUGGCUGGAGUGGGUGGAGAUCAUUGAGCCGCGAACUCGAGAGCGAAUGUAUGCUAACCUUACCACUGGAGAAUGUGUCUGGGAUCCACCUUCUGGUGUCCGGAUAAAGCGCACCAAUGAAAAUCAGUGGUGGGAGCUCUUUGAUCCCAAUACCUCUAGGUUUUAUUAUUACAAUGCCACAACACAGAGGACUGUCUGGCAUCGGCCUCAGAACUGUGAUAUCAUCCCGCUGGCCAAAUUGCAGACGUUAAAACAGAACACUGACUCGCCAAGCCGUGCUUCGGCGGAGAACAGUCCAGGCCGGAGUAGUAAUAUGAGUAGGGAAGGGAGUACCAGCUCUUCCCUGGAGCAGGAACUGGAAGCUGAUAGGACACACGAACAAACACGAUUAAAACAAGCCCAGCAGAUUAUUGGGAAAGAGGAACCAGAGAGGACAUCACCUCAUCGCUGGAUGACCGGAACAAAGGAGCGAAUGUUAAUUAAAGUUACAGACCGGGAACCAAGUUAUUUAUUGCAUCAGGGUAAUGGGAAUGCUGAGAACCAGCCAGGAACACGGUCACGCCGGCCUUCAGGUCACCAGCUGUCUCACGCUCACAGCUUCGCAUCAGAUAGUGACAACCAGGUCUUCUUUACAGAGCGCAAAUCAUCUCCUUACCUGAAAAGGGCAGAGCAUGUUGGUGGCUGUUCCCCAGUACUGGCAAGAGGGGAGCCUUAUCAUUCCCCAAUCCAUUACCAACACAGAAAAUAUUCCUUUGAAUCCCAGCCCUCAUCUCCUCGCUAUGGCUAUGAGCCUCCUCUUUAUGAGGAGCCUCCUGUUGAAUACCAGGCACCUAUUUAUGAUGAGCCACCCAUGGAAGUGCAGUGUGAGGGAAUGAGCCUCUACAAAGCAGGGUCACCACAGAAAUCACCAGUCCGGAAGCCACAUCCAAUGCUUCACUCACCCAAACAGGGCCAGAACUCUCCUUAUCAGCAUCUAGUAUUAACAAAGCAAAAAUGUCCAGAGAAAUCCAUGAGCUUAGAAUACAGUCCAGUGGGCAAAGAACUAGUGAAGCAGCUGGUAUAUGUAGAGCAGUCUGGCUCCAGCCCAAAGUUCAAAACAAGUACAAAACAUCGAUAUUCACCUAGUGCUACAUCCACUAUUUCUCACUCAUUACAGCACAGCCAUUCGUUGGUUAGAGACUUUCAGUGUUCUGAUUCAAGAUCUGCCGAUUACAAUGGCCUGGAAGGAUCUGAAGCCAGGUAUAGUCAGCAAGGCAGUCAGUUGAUUCAUGAGGACUCCAUGUCAUGGUCCAGCCAGCAUGACUCGUUAUCUUCAAUAGGCUACUCCCCAAGCACAAGGAAAAGGAAAAGCAGGAAGCCCUCACUGACCCAAGAGACUUGCGGUGUGGUAGGGGAAAGCUGUGGAGAAAUUAAUCCUGUCCCAGAGCGGCUGCUGGCUGAAGAGAGGCACUCGCCCCUUGACAAGAUUCAGGUGAGCCAGAGUGACAACAAGACCGUUGAGGCAGAGAUGCUGCGGGGAUACUCGGAUGUACACACAACCCAGGCAAGGCUGGCACGAGAGGCACAGCAGCUCCAUCACAUCAAACAGCGCAGCAGCUGGGAUUCCCAGAAAGAAGUGUCUGGUUAUGAGAGUGAUGGGGCCCUUCCUUUACCUAUGCCAGGGCCUGUCGUUCGGGCUUUCAGUGAAGAUGAAGCUCUGGCUCAGCAGGAGGGCAAACACUGGAAAAGGAACACAUUUGAAAAGCUGGGCUUCCCUCAAGUGCUACUGGAAAAGAGUGUUUCUGUCCAAACUAACUUAGCUUCACCGGAACCUUACUUACACCCAUCACAGUCUGAAGACCUGGGCACUUGCAGUCAGUAUGACAUUGGAAGGCAGAGCCGGAGCAUGAUGCCCAGUGCGAGCUGCGUCUUCCCUGGAUUCAUGCUGCGAAAGCCAUCCUCUGAGACAGAUAUUGAGAACUGGGCUUCCAAACACUUCAACAAGCACACACAGGGAAUAUUCCGUCGCAAAGUAUCCAUUGCCAACAUGCUGGCCUGGAGCAGCGAAUCGAUCAAGAAGCCCAUGAUAAUGACGGCUGACCGUAAUGUGAAGAAGGAAGCAUGCGAAGUGUUCAAAUUGAUCCAAAUGUACAUGGGGGACCGGAGGGCCAAGGUGGACCAGGUUAACGUGGCCCUGGAGAUCGCCACAAAGGGCUGGAGCAUGCAGGGCCUGAGGGACGAACUGUACAUCCAACUGUGCCGGCAGACCACCGAAAACUUUAGAUAUGAGAGUCUUGCCAGGGGCUGGGAAUUAAUGGCCAUCUGCCUGGCCUUCUUCCCUCCUACUCCCAAAUUUCACUCCUACCUGGAAGGCUAUAUCUACAGGCACAUGGAUCCCGUGAAUGAUGCAAAAGUGACGCGACACAUUAAAGAACUCCAGGAAAGGAAAAAUGAGAAGAAAUUGAAAUUGCGAAAGAAAGCAAAGCCUUGUAAUGCGGAUGCUGAUGGUGUUGCUAUUAGCACGUAUGCUAAGUACUGCUACCGUAAACUACAGAAAUCGGCUCUGACUGGAGCAAAGAAGGGACUUCGGAAACCCAAUGCGGACGAGAUCAGACAUGCCACAAAUGCUGUUUUCUGCCCAUCCAUGUUUGGUAGCUCUCUGGAAGAGAUCAUGAAUAUGCAACAUGAGCACUAUUCAGACCGACAGCUUCCAUGGGUCCAAACUAGACUCUCCGAGGAAGUGCUGAAACUCAAUGGAGCACAGACUGAGGGUAUCUUCAGAGUUCCCGGGGAUAUCGAUGAGGUUAACGCUCUCAAGCUUCAAGUGGAUCAGUGGGUUAUUCCACAAGGGCUGACAGACCCCCAUGUUCCAGCCUCGUUGUUGAAGCUAUGGUACCGGGAACUCGAGGACCCACUCAUCCCUCAUGAGUUUUAUGAACAGUCCAUCAACCAUUACGAAAACCCGGAGGCAGCGAUUGCAGUUGUUCACUCCCUACCCAAGCUCAACCGGCUGGUCCUUGGCUACCUCAUCCACUUCCUACAGAUUUUUGUCCAACCGGCCAAUGUCUCUGUGACCAAGAUGGAUGUCAACAACCUCGCCAUGGUCAUGGCCCCCAACUGUCUCCGCUGUCAAUCAGACAAUCCCCGCAUCAUAUUCGAGAACACCCGCAAAGAGAUGUCCUUCAUCCGAGUGCUAAUCCAACACCUGGACACCAGCUUCAUGCAAGAUGUGCUAUAGCAAGGAGCGUUAAAGAAAAAUAGAAAAAAAAGGAACAGAAACAAACAGAAAGUGCAAAGAUAAGCCUUGUAUAAAAAAAAAGUAAUGGGUUUGUGUCUGCAUUUGUUUAUACAAUUUAAGAUUUUUUUGCCAGUCCCUUACUGGUCGAUGUUGUCUACAUUAUAAAAAAAUAAGAAGGGGGAAAAAAAAAGAAAAAAGUAUUAUAUGUAAAUUUUGAUGCUGCUUUUUUUUGGUCUGCUGUGUAUGAUGCUCCCAUCCAGGUCCAUCCCCACCAAUGGCACAGUUUACUAAUAGUUUAUUUUUUCGUUUAGCAUGCGUACUUGGGUUUUUAAACCUCUUUAUAAAGUAACUUUAUUUUUAUAGCAUUUAAUUAUACAGGGCUAAAAAAAACACGACAUCCUUUAUGUGGGCGCGAUGCCCUCAUACUGUUCAUUUCUUCUGGCACUUCUUGCCAUCUUGACAGUACUUUGCUGUGAAUUUUAACCAAGUGUAUUCCAAACCUUACAUCAUUUAACUUUUGCGUGAAAGGAAUUCACUCUAUCUGCAGUUUCCUUCCUUUUUUCAAAAAUGAUGUUUCUGCUGCAUUCUUUUCUCUCUCACUAAAUGAUCCAUGUUUUUUUAAAUUCAGUUCAAUUCUUUCUCGGGUGUGUUGGUCAGUGUAGAAUUGCCCCACUUGGUGCUAACUCUCAUCAGUGUAAGUGUUUUAAUUCAAUUGCCCGGUUCAGGAUUUACAUAGUUAAUCCUUUUCAUCAAGAUUGCGAGUUUUUACAUACAAAGAUGAGAGUCACUGCUGGUGGGAAGUCCCAGAGUCUGACACGGUGAAGGUGGAUGUCUAACCUGUUUGCUUGCCGCAACCUAGUAGUCUGUAAUGAACUCUAUUUUUAAUUGAUAACGUUGAACUUCGGUUUUCUCACUGCAUCGAAUAAUAAUCACCACUUCUCUGAAAGGAUUUGAAAUGUGAACUACGUAUAAACUCAAGAACUUGCCAGAACCAUUCUGGAUCACUGUCUAAUUUGGAACGAACCCUCAAGUAGCCAACAUGCUGAGUUGGGUCCUGUGGCUGAGAAUGAGGAUAGAGAACAGGUAGAUUGGCUGUGAUGCUUGGUAAAGCACAAAUAGACUUGGAUGGACAAAGGGCAAUUUCAGAGCUUUCACAGAGGCUAAACAAAGUUCCUAGGUCCUCCGUCAAAUGGAUGACUGCUCGACAACUGAAACUUAAUAAGGUGUGUAUGUGAGAGAAAGGGAAGAAAUUAUUCCUGUUAUUGGAGAAUAGCCCACCUAUUACAGAGUAAUGUCCAAUGCUCAGCAUCCAUAUCUGCUUGUUCUCUGGUUGAUACGUAAUCUCACUGUCUGUAGAGUUGAAGUCACCACUGGUCAGUCACACCCUCUCUCAUUUCCAUAUUUAGCCCAGUUCCUCAGUGUUCCCUUCUUCAAACAAGCUGCAGGUUUUUAAAACCCAAGUUGAGAUGACAUAACUACCUUUUUAAAAAAUCUUUACUUUCAAGCUGCUACCUUCCGUUAUCAACCCAGAUUUUCAUUUUUUUGAAAUAUUUUUCUUGCCCCCUUAUGCCCUUUAUUGCCAGCCUCCUACCCAACAUCCUUCCCUCCUCACCCCACCCCUGCUUCCCUACCUCUGCCCCCCCCUUCCCCAUGCCCCCUCUGCUCCCCCCCACACUCUUCCACUUCUCCCUCAUUCCCACUCUUUCUCCCCAUUUCCCAGCCACUCUUUACCCUCUCUUCUGUGCUUUCCUAUCCCAAUUCUCCACUUCCCAUCUCCCCCUCCUCCUCAUGUCUCACCCCUGGUAAAGAUGGAUGUUAGCUUUGCUGUAAGGAUAAAUAGUUUCCAGAUUGGGGCUGGGAAAGCUCCUGUUUUUCAGUGUGGUAAUAGGGGACUAAAAUUGGCUUCCAUUUUCUUUGGAUCUAAUAUUGAACUGAAUCAGCUGGGCAGAUAUUUGAUUCAUUGCAAAAGCCAGUGACAUUUCAUUUGUGUUGAUUUAUUCUGUUCAGUCUUGCUUUCAGAGCACAGUCCAGGCUUGAUAACUGGUCUCUCCACAAGAGCCUUGUUGCUGCCUUAGCAACCAACUUCCAGUGAGUGACGAUGAUGCAGAAACAUCCGGACCUUACUUUAAAAAGCCUUAUGCAGCAGGCGCACCAUUACUGGGCACACUAAUUAUACCUGCUAAAGUUGGGUAACUGCCACCACCUUUUUACUGUCUAAAUAAAUCCUACUCACUCUCGAUUUAUAACGGUCUGGUGUAUUUAGAUUCCGAAUGCAUCUAUUCUCCUGAGUGAAUGUUUGUUGUAAGACUAGAGGGGCAAGAUCCCAAUGAGGAAAGGGCUGUGUAACCACCCAGCUCGAUCCAUUUGUCUCUCAGCUGGGCCCCUCUAAUCGUGACACCAUGAGCUUUGCCUAAUUGUCUUUGUCCUUUCAAACUUACCUUUUCGCAUUUCACUUCCUGGUGUCUGUUUCAGCACCUCCUGAUCCUGAUUUCAGAGCUGUAAACAGCAGGGUGACUCUUCCCAACUAAGCUCUGAUGUGAAUUCAAAUGAGAAGGCUUUCUUUUUUUAACCACUCUGGUUCUGGUGCCUUUGAGUUUUGUGACUGUCCAUGACACUCGUAUCAGAAAGUUGUAUGUUAUAUCAGAUAUUGCUAUGUUGAAGUAUGUUCAAUGUAUGUUUAAUGGUGAAAGUUAGCUUCCAGCCUACUCCAGCUGUCACAAUGAAUUAUUCCUGGUGGCCUGUCUGUCCCUGUCGACAGCUCUCCUCUUCCAUCACAUCAUGUAAUGUGGCUUUGUGAGGGUCUGAUACAGGUGAUUAUAUCAUAUAGGAUUAUAUCACAUAUUAUUUGUCAUAGAAUCUUACUACAAAGUGUUUAUGCCAGCAAUUUUGAUUAAAAGAAAGCAACAAAACAAUAGUUUAAUUGGCAGCUUCAGGAAAUGCUACCAGUCACAUAAGCACAAUGAUACAAUACUGUAGUUUGUCCUGUACCUUCCGUUAUGAAUCAUUAUUUCCGAAUGUUCUGCCAUUGUCGAAUGUGCCACAGUGAAUAAGUGCCCCUGUAAAGUUUGUGCUAGAACUGCUGACUUGCUUGUCACAGAUACAAAUCUGGGAUCUGCAGUAAUGUCGAUGCCAGUUUUCCAGUGUUUAAUAUGCAGAGAGCUUGGUUUCUCUCCUGGUCCUAGCCCACAGCAAUCAGACUGUUCACAUUUGGAAAUGAGUGGCAGCAGUCAAAUUUGCCAUUUCCAAACACACUGAAGCUUUGAUGGAAGAUCCUUCAGAAACCCUAUCUGUUGUCCUCACUGCUCGGUCUGGGACAUGAUAUUAUUUAGACUUACUCUCUCUCUCUCUCCUCUGUACAGCCCCAUCUGAACCCCCCAUCCCCCUUCCCCACCCCCAUAAGCUCUUGCACCCCUGCAAAGGGUAUUAAAUCCUUCCCUCUUCUUUCUCUAGGCACUGUAAGCCGUUCUUAGUCCUACACUUAAAGUAGAAGAGCCUACUAUUCACUGAAUAGACAUUUUCUGUCCAGCCUCUGGCAGCAUCAGUGUAACAUAUUGAAGAAAGAUUCUGUUGUAAUCCAUGUGUUGGUUUGAUUCACUUAUUCCACACUUUCAGCUUCUCCUCUGAUGAAUUCACAGUCCCAUUUUUCACAAUAUCACAACAUCCAACUGGAUGUAACACUGGCUGCAAGGCUAACAGCAAAAAGUUAUUCACAACCAUUAAUAAGAGAUUAGACACAAUUAUUACAAGCCUGGAGUGUGGCAGUGAAAUGGAAAUCCAUUAUGCUCACUCCUUGUAUUCAUCAAAAAAGUUACAAGUCUCAGCAAAAAGGUUUGGCUGAGACAUCACUUUCAUGUGAAUUUCAGAUGCUGACUUCAUCUUUAUUUUCAUCAUUUGGGUAUUUAUUGGCAUUGACUCCCAUGCCCAGGGUAUCAGUGUAACACGUGUAACAGAAAUAGUCAGGUCUCAAUAAAUCCCCACUAAUUCCCAUUGUGUCUCAGGAGAUUCCUUGUUAAAUUAAAUGUGGGAGGUCGCACUGUGCGGGUGGCUCUUGUCUAAAAUAUGCCUAACAGUAAUUACAGUGUAAACCUCACUGUAGGAUUGAGACCAUAAUUGGCUAAAGCUUUCCUCUUCCAGGUGACAGUCUGGACCUUUGAAUAAGAUUAUUUUCCUGUAAUUGCUCUCAUGUCCUUACAAACCUCUGUUAAUGUGUGCCUGAUGUGAACGUACAAUGAAAACCUUGUCUCAGCCGAGAGUGCUGGAGGUGCCUUCAGGAGCGUAACAGCCAGGAUUCCUGCAUAUUUCCUACACUGGGAACACUGAACACAAGAAAGGUCCUCACAGCAGAAUGAAACAGGGUCCUCAGUCACUAAUUUGCAUUGGCUUCCUCAAUCAGAGGAAGUUACACAGAUUGCUGGGCCCUGGGAGAUAGCCCUUCUCAAUAUUCUACUAGCUAAGCCAGCAUUUGUUACUCAUCCUUUAUUGCCCAGUUACAAAUCAAACAUAUUGCUUUGAGUGUGGAGUCACAUGUCAGUCAUACAAGAUGAGGAUGGCAGAUUUCCUUCCCUAAUAGACAUAAUUAACUAAAUUAAUUUCUUUAUUAAACGGCAAUUGAUGGUAGUUUCAUGGCCUCAUUCCCGAAACUAGCUGUGUAUUAGUAUUAUAGAUUUUAUUAAGUGAAUUCAAAUCCAUCUAGCUGCCUUGGUGUAAUUUAAACCCAUGUCCCCAAAACAUUAGCCUGGCCCUCUGGAGUACGAGUCCAGCAACAUUACCACCACAAGGACGUCUUCCCUAGUAACCCCUGCUAAAGCAAAAAAACAUUUUACUGUCACCUUCAGCCAAUUUCUUACACAUCCAAGAUUUAACCAAAGUCCCAAUCUUUGCUUUUGAAGUGUUGUUGAUGUCUUCAUGCAAGUGAACCAUAUUAAAGGGUCUGGAUUAGUUCUCACCUCUGUAAAUAGUCCACAAAUAUAAUUUUAAAUCAUCGAUGCAUGAUUCAGUGUUUGAAAUAAUGUUGCUCAGCAACACAGAGUCUGAUUUCCUAUAACAAUGCCGUUAGCCAAACGAAUGUCACUGUCUUCAUGCAUGUUACUCUGACACAUUUUAUAAAGAGUAGGAUUGAAAAUAAAUAUGAAACCAUAACACACAUGAGGUUGGUCACUUUCUAUCUUGGUAAGGGACGUAAAACAGAAUUAGAAUGGAAAUGAAUCGGUCAGUAAUUAUUUAAAAUAUUGCAUUUAUUUGAAGUAACAAUGACAGGAUUCAUUGUAUAUCAAGUGUAAAAUGCAGACAACGGAAAUACGUGUGAAUAAAUUGCUGGGUGCACACAUUUUUGUCAAGAAUUGCAGCAUAGAAGCAGGUUAUUUAGUCCACCUGGUUUAUGCUCUACUCAAAUUCAUAUAACCAUAUUAUCAGCUCCUUUUUCUCCCUCGAAGGAUUUAUCUAACUUUCUCUUUAAUCCAUCUGUGGUAUUGGCCUCAACUAUUUGUGGGCGGCAUGGUGGCACAGUGGUUAGCACUGCUGCCUCACAGCGCCAGAGA
This is a messenger RNA of Chiloscyllium plagiosum (whitespotted bambooshark), 8968 nucleotides long. The record is from RefSeq and is a predicted model, not a curated record. Lineage: Eukaryota; Metazoa; Chordata; Chondrichthyes; Orectolobiformes; Hemiscylliidae.